Chenopodium quinoa (quinoa) is the source of this 579-nucleotide messenger RNA. RefSeq names its product caffeic acid 3-O-methyltransferase-like. The record is from RefSeq and is a predicted model, not a curated record. The transcript has a single exon. Lineage: Eukaryota; Viridiplantae; Streptophyta; Magnoliopsida; Caryophyllales; Amaranthaceae. Bases 8 to 331 code for a protein of 107 amino acids. Gene Ontology annotation, molecular function: protein dimerization activity; methyltransferase activity.
GUAAUGAAUGAAUGCAAUCAUUGAGCUAGAUGUUCUAGGAAUAAUUGCAAGGGCAGGUCCCGGCAGGCAGCUAAUGUCAUCAGAAAUCGCGGUGAGCCUGCCGGGAGUUAAAGACCCUAAGACAACUGCAUCGAUGUUGGAGAGGAUGUUGUGGCUGUUGGCAACCUACAAUGUUGUAAGUUGCACGGUGGUUGAGGAUAAAGAUGGUGGUGUAAAGAAGAGAUUUGGGUUAGCAGCAGUGGCUAAGUACUUUGUUCCGGACAAUGAUGGUGUUUCAUUGGCUCCUCUAAUGAGGUUGAGUCAGGAUAAGGUCUUUGUUGAUUCCUGGUGAGUUCUGUCUUCAUUCAUCCAGAUUUUUCCUUUGGAAAUUAUUCAAAGUGUUUUUUGUUUUGCUUUUUUUUUUCUUUCUUUUUUGAAAAAUUUACUGUAGCUCAAUCAUACCAUCACGGGCUAUUGGGCUGUCAUACUACGACGUACGGAAUAUGGUUUGCUUCAAAUAAUUUUACGCCUUGUGUCCCGUUCAAUAAAAUUAAUUUCACUUCAAUAAAAUUAAUUUCAAUUCACUAAAAAUAAUUUGGU